Molecule: messenger RNA, 4722 nt
Organism: Magnusiomyces paraingens
Lineage: Eukaryota; Fungi; Ascomycota; Dipodascomycetes; Dipodascales; Dipodascaceae
Exons: 2
Coding region: 1-4722 (1573 amino acids)
Molecular function (GO): protein binding
Source: RefSeq, a predicted model, not a curated record
AUGUUUAAAAGAGAUCACCAUAACACAGAUUCUCAAUUUGUAAUAGUCGAAAAAGACCCCCUCUCUGGUCAAAUCACCGAAGACCACCGCACAAGUCAUAAAAUUCUUUCUGGAACAUCUUCAUUAUCUUCUUCUCCUAGAGCACAAUCACCUGUAAGAGCUCUUCUUUCAGCUCAAAAAUCAUCGUCAUCUUUAGAUAACAAUAAUAACAAUAGUAAUAAUAACAAUCAUACUAAUCAACAAUACAUUUCUUCUCCACAAUCUUCAACAUUAUACUCUUUAAAUUCUCCAGCUGCAACCUCUUCAGCUCACAACCUGGGUUCAAAACUUCGUGAAAAACUUACAAAAAACUUGAGACCAACAUCUUAUCUAUUAAACAACUCUUCUUCUUCAAAUAUAACUUCUACAACUAACUUAUCAUCUCCAUCAACUCCAGCGUCUCCAUCACCAGCAAUUAGCAUUCCUAUUCAUUCUCCAAAUAUGGCCCUUACAACUACUUUUUCAGCAUCUUCUCUUUCUUCAUCUUCAUCUUCACCUUCUUCAUCUUCCAAUCCGCCACUUACUCCAUCAUCUCCUGGCUCUUAUUCUUCUUCUUCCAUGUCAUUACCAAAACAUUCUAUUCUAUCGUCGAAUAAUCAUCAUAACUCAAACACAGCCACCAGUACGUCACCAAGUAAAUACUCCGCCCUUUUCCAUUUAGCAUCAUCAUCAUCAUCAUCAUCAUCAUCAGCCGCAGCAGCAGUAGGAGCAACCUCUGCCACGUCGUCCUACUCUUUGACUUCGUCAUCCUCGCCAUCUUCGCCAUCACCUAUGAUUACGAUUUCAUCUCCAAGAUCAACUUUGGGUCCUGAAUUAAACGAGCCUAAUAAAGCUUUGUUGGAAUUAUUGGCAGUGGUGGACCCCACAAAUGAACGUUUGAAUCGCUCAUCAAACGGCUCUGGUGAUUCUAAAUCAUCUCAAAUUCCUGAUAAACUCGACCCAAGGAAAACUCAACUGGCCUCUAGUAUCAUGUCUUCUUUCCCUUCUUCUCAGUCAAGGCGUGCAGCUCCUUCAGUCACUGCAGUUAAUCUCCCUUCUGUUGCUACUACUACUACUACUACUCCAUCUCAGCCGCUACAACAACAACAACAACAACAUCCAGGAGUUCAACAGCAAAACCAACCAAUGACAUCUCUGCCAGUUUCUUUCCCUCCUGAACUGCCUCCAAGACCAUUGAGCUCGCAAAAUAUAACUCUCUCAGCAGACUAUAACUACUACUCUGACAAUAAUUAUAAUAAUAAUAAUAACUCUUCAAAUGGCAAUUUUGGCAAUAUCAAUGCCAUGGACGACAACAACAACAACGACGACGACGACGACGACAACCAGUCUUAUGUAUCUGACGCAGACUCAUUCACCAUUGGAGACGAAAAGCGGCUGUCAGUUAUGGUCAUGAGCCCUGGAAGUAACACAUCAUCUUUCAAUGGCUAUAAUAAUAAUAAUAAUCAGCCUUCAACUUACGAAUAUUCACCGCAGCAACAGCAACAACAACAACAACAACAACAGUUCAACGCCCCAGCCUUGACUUCUAGCCCUGUAGAGGUCCACCUUCCACAAAGCCCGACUUGGCACCACCCAGCCGGCAAUAACGGACCCGAUCUCAUUGCUUCAUCGAGAGCUCACGGCACUUUGUCUCCAACCUAUAAUCCUUCUUCCACGCUUACCACUAGUGGCAUAAAUACUGGAAAUCGCUCUGUUUCGGCAGAAAGUACCGCCAGUACCGCCUCUAAUUUGACUUCAGUUAGUACCGUUAGCAAUAUCUCACAAGGAACAUAUCUCAUGGAUUUUGGAGCUGCUGGCGACCAGCAACAAUCUUUCCCAAGUACUCCCCAUUUGGUUAUUAACAAAAGUCGCGAAAGUGUUGUGAGUUCAACCUCUGACUCGGUUCCACAUCCAAUUCUUAAUGUUCCCAAGACUCGCCAACAACAGCAGCAGCAAGCAUCCCAAGAUGGGAGUACUAAUAAUAACAACAACACAAGCCAUCCUGAUCUUCCUAAAAUAGAUACGUCCACCCAGACGGAUAACCAGGACAUGUGGAACUUGUAUCCAACAGACACUCCAAUCACCCCAAACCAAAACCAUUACAACCAUUCCAGUGUACCUCCAGGUAGUGAGUCAUCGGCAUCAGUCUACAGUCCAGAACUGACUCAACAACAGAACCAUUACCGAUCUGUGGAAUCCACACAAGAUGGUGCUGCUCAUCAGCAUUUUUACCAGCAACUGCAAAGUACGUUUCCUUCUAGUACGGCGCACAUAAAUGACGUUGAAAAUAAAAUGGCCGCCUUGACUACUGCAGAACCCACAGGUACUUAUUCCCACAGUAGCAGUAGCAGUAACAGUAACAGCAACAGCAUUACUUCUCAAUCUGUUUCAGAUACAUUACAGCAACACCAACAACAACAACAACUUUAUUCUAAAACAACUGUACCGCUCUCACUCAUGCCCCGGUCCCCCGCACUGGAUGCUACCGUCUCAUCUGCAACUGUUAAUACUCAUACUUCUGUAUCAAACACAGGCCUCCCUUCGCCUAUUCGUGAAACUUCCAGACAACAGCCCUUGUAUUUUGACCCGGCAUCUCUCUCAGCUUCUGACUUGACUGCUCAAGGUUCCAACAAUAGUUCUAUAUCUCUUGCAUCGUCCGGGUACUCGUACGGAAUGACACCUAACGCCUCCAAGUUAAAUGUUCAACAGUUUCAGCCAACAAACAAUAUCUUUCAUCCUUCUUCUCAACAACAACAACAACAACAACAACAACGUCAAAUGCAAAUGCCAUCGGAUGAUCUCAUUGCGCAGUACAAUCAAGAACUCGAAGUUCAAGAGUAUCAGCGUCUUAAUGCUAAAACCCACCAACAAGCGCUGGGAAAACAGUUUGAUUUGGAAAUUCCUGCAAUCAAGGUCAAUGACAUGACUCAUGAGUCUCUUUCAUCCCCACAUGAACCACCACAAUUGCAGUAUUCAGAUAGUCUCAGGGAAGCUGCUAUUACCACUCCUUCAGGACCUUCCUCUCGGUCAUCUUCAUCUCCACCUCCAUCUGCAGGGAAAGAAAACAGCAGCAGCGGCAAACACGGGCGACACUUGUUGGGGAUUUUUAAAGGCCACAAGAAGAAAACAAGCAAUACGCCACCAGCAUCCAACGCUCACUCUCGAGACUCAUCUGUCGAACCUCCCAAGAACCGUAAAACUAGCCCCUAUGAAGGCCUCAUUGUGCAACCUUCUCAAGAACAGGUCAACGAAUGGGAGCGCGAAGCUGAAAACUUGGUUCUGCGACUCCCUGGCAGUGACUCGCUCCAACCGCUACCACCAUUCCCAAGCAACUCCAAUGGGCUGUAUGGGUCCCCAGUUCACGCCGACAGCGAUGGAUCUUUAUCUUCAGAUCGAGACUUGUUAAGUCCUAAUGCAGCAAAUAGCCAUCAUCAUCAUCACCAUGGAACAGGAGGAAAUAGCGCGGCGAAAAAACUUUCACGAUUCAGUGCGCUCAUUACAGGAAAUGCAUCAGGUAAUAGAAACAGAUCAAGCAGUACAUCGUCUGUUUUUUCAAACGUCUCGGAUGUAUCUGUGCAUGAAGAUGCAAAUGUACAUCUAAGCCCAAGCAAGGCUGCAGGUGCUACAGAAACAAACAACACCUUGUCUUCUAACAUGAUGCUUCACCACGAUGCCAAUGUGAGUUCGUCAUCAGUAAAUUUGACAUUUUCCAAAGACACAGAUGUCACGCUACACCGUGCCAUUGACCUACAUGAGGCUGGCCGGCUCACAGAGGCUGCCGAGCUUUUUCGGGAGCUAGCAGACCCGGACCAUACCAACCAUCCCCUUGCCCAAGUGCUCUACGGACUCUCGUUGCGGCAUGGAUGGGGUGUCGAGGUCAAUGAAACUCUUGCGUUUCAGUACCUACGGCUUGCAGGCAAAAACUCGGCAAUGCUACACCAGAUUAUUGCGGAAACAGGGUUGUCGUCACAAGAUGGAACAACAUCAGCAGUCACUGCAGUGGCUGCAGGUGCAACAGCCGAUUCUCUGCCAGUUACCCCUGUUUCGGGACAAUACCCAAGCGACCAAGAAAAUAAUAAUAACAAUAAUAAUAAUCUCACAUCAACAGUCAUUGGAUCAAGAGCCCGAAGCCGCGCAUUAUCUUCGGCCGCAGUGGCUGCUGCAGCACCCGCAGCUACUGCAGCCGAGCUUCAAUCGCAUGCGCUUAAAGCGCAACCCAAUUCCACGGCUGGUCUCGAUGCAUUAUUACCAUCUGCCAUAGUUCCUCCUUCUUCUUCUUUUUCUACAUCUUCAAAAGGCCUAGCAGCAGGGGCUCCAGCGGCGGCAGCAGCAGCAGCAGCAACAACAACAACAACAACUGCCAAUGCGACUGCGACUGCGACUACGGCAACUACAACUUCUACGGGUGGUUUUGCACGCGGAGAAUUGACGUUGGCUACAUACGAGUUAGCCAAUUGUUUCCGCAACGGAUGGGGGUGCGACAAAGACCCUGCAGCAGCAUUGACAUACUACGAAGCUGCAGCACAUCUGGGUGAUCCGGACGCAAUGUAUGAGGCUGCGUGGUGUUAUCUGAAUGGGUUUGGAACCAAGGGUAAGAAGAAGGAUAAGUAUAAGGCUGCACAGUAUUAUCGUAUGGCAGAAAGUAAGGGGAAACAUGAGGUGGGCAACUCGUGGAUCUGGAAGGAAAAGUAUGACCCAAAGUGA